This is a messenger RNA of Ricinus communis (castor bean), 1066 nucleotides long. RefSeq names its product bidirectional sugar transporter SWEET5. Gene Ontology annotation, cellular component: membrane. Gene Ontology annotation, molecular function: sugar transmembrane transporter activity. The coding region runs from base 224 to 940 and encodes 238 amino acids. The record is from RefSeq and is a predicted model, not a curated record. Gene Ontology annotation, biological process: carbohydrate transport. The transcript is spliced from 6 exons. NCBI's taxonomy places the organism in Eukaryota, Viridiplantae, Streptophyta, Magnoliopsida, Malpighiales, Euphorbiaceae.
AAAGGGAGUGUGGUGUGGAAGAGUAAGCUAAGCUAAGCCAUAUUAACCAUCGCUAAUUGCGUUUAGCCAAUACUUUUAAUCUUACAAAAAUACACCAGUUCAACCAUUUUCUUCUUCUUUCUUUUCCCACUACUUCACUGGAAUAAUUAAGUGUAAAUAAAAGGGGGUUUUAUUACUUCUUCAAUUUCUUUUCUUUCCUCAGAACUGUAGCAUCAAAUUAAAGAUGAGUGCCAUAGAAAUUCCUAGAACUGUCCUUGGCAUCAUUGGAAAUAUCGUGUCGCUGAUUUUAUUUUUGUCUCCUAUACCAACAUUUCGCAAGAUAAUUAAUCAAAAGGCAGUAGAAGAAUUCAAGCCCGAUCCCUACCUAGCAACAGUUCUUAAUUGUGCAAUGUGGUCAUUCUAUGGCCUGCCUAUUGUCGAAGAAGACAGCAUUCUGGUCACUACAAUCAAUGCUGCUGGUUUAGUCAUAGAGCUCACUUAUGUUGCCAUCUUCUUCGUCUUCGCUCCUUUCCACAAACGGAAGAAGAUCGUCAUAGUACUUGUUCUUGAAUUGAUUAUAAUGGCGGGUGUUAUUAUCAUUACCAUGGGGAUCUUCAGUAGUAUCAAGAAAAGAGCAACUUUUGUUGGGAUAUUGUGUAUCAUCCUCAAUGUAAUUAUGUACACUUCUCCAUUGACUGUCAUGAGGAUGGUUAUAAGAACAAAGAGUGUUAAGUACAUGCCAUUUUACCUUUCACUGGCUAGCUUAUGUAACGGAUUGAUUUGGGUGGCUUAUGCAGCCCUUAGAUUCGAUAUCUACCUUGUGCUUCCAAAUGGUUUGGGAGCAUUAUCUGGAUUGGUACAGAUCGUACUCUAUGCAAUAUACUAUAGGACAACUCGAUGGGAGGAUGAUGAUCAUGAAACUUCCAGACAACCUGAGGUUCAAGUAUCCAGUAGGGUUUAAUCUCAACUUUUGUAGUUUCUCUUUCAAUUUUUUCCUUUUAUCAUCUUCCCGUACAUUAAAAUUAGUGUAAUAGUUCGGGUUCAUUUCUUUUAGCUAAGAAGACAAAGAUUAAGACUCAAUUUUUCC